AUGGCUCCUGGCGUGCUCGAGCCAGCAGCGACGGCCGAGGAAGUCGUCUCUCUCUCCUCAUUGACCCAAAGCUACGACGACACGAUUCGUUUCUACCUUAAUGGCACCAAAGUCGAGCUCGAUGCUGUUGACCCCGAAAUUACACUUUUGGAGUACCUCCGAGGCAUUGGGCUUACAGGAACAAAACUUGGCUGUGCCGAAGGUGGAUGCGGUGCAUGCACCGUGGUCGUAUCACAAUUGAAUCCCACUACGGGCAAGGUGUACCAUGCGUCAGUCAAUGCUUGCUUGGCCCCUUUGGUCAGUGUCGACGGAAAACAUGUCAUCACGAUCGAGGGUAUUGGUAAUUCAAAGAGUCCGCAUCCCGCACAACAGCGAAUUGCCAUGGCGAGUGGUAGCCAGUGCGGCUUUUGCACACCGGGAAUUGUCAUGAGUUUGUAUGCGCUCCUACGAAACCAUGGCCCAGAAGCAACCGAAGCCGAGGUUGAAGAGGCAUUCGAUGGUAACUUGUGUCGUUGCACUGGUUACCGGCCCAUUCUCGAUGCAGCACAAAGUUUCAACAAGAAGUGUGGCAAAUCUAUCGCGAAUGGCGGCUCUGGAUGUUGCAUGGAAAACGGAGGCUCAUGUAAUGGCGCUUCAAAUGGCGUGGACGAGGGGGCCGAGAAGAAAUUCACCCCACCCUCUUUCAUCCAUUACGACAAAUCAACAGAGUUGAUAUAUCCGCCUACCCUCAGAAAGCAUCAAUUCAUACCGCUGGCCUUCGGCAACAAGAGGAAGAAGUGGUACCGACCAGUCACGCUCCAGCAAUUACUCGAGAUCAAGAAUGCGUACCCUGCAGCCAAGUUAAUUGGUGGCAGUACCGAGACUCAAAUUGAGGUCAAGUUCAAGGCCAUGCAAUACUCGACUUCGGUGUACGUUGGUGACAUAGCAGAACUUCGGCAGUAUUCCUUCCACGACGACUAUCUCGAGGUUGGUGGUAACGUGGCGCUGACCGAUCUUGAGAACAUUUGUGACGAGGCCGUCGAGCACUAUGGGCCUAGCAGAUCUCAACCCUUCAAAGCAAUUAGAAAAGCAAUCAGGUACUUCGCGGGCCGACAAAUUCGGAAUGUCGGCACUCCAGCGGGCAAUUUGGCGACCGCUUCGCCUAUUUCUGACCUCAAUCCAGUUUUCGUCGCCACCAACUCUACAAUGAUUGCCAAGUCCCUGAAAAAGACGGCGGAAAUUCCUAUGUCCAGCUUCUUCAAGAGCUACCGGGUGACCGCCCUGCCAGAGGAUGCUGUUAUAGCUGCUAUGAGAAUUCCCAUCGCCGCCGAGAAAGGAGAAUAUAUCAGAAGCUACAAGCAGUCAAAGAGAAAAGAUGACGACAUUGCCAUCGUCAAUGCCUGCUUGCGUGUUGCGCUUGAUGACUCCUACAGGGUCGAAAAUGCAAACCUGGUAUACGGAGGCAUGGCCCCCAUCACCAUGCAAGCAAAGAAUGCGUCCGAGUAUAUCGUCGGAAAGAACCUCGCUGACCCUCAAACCCUAGAAGGCGUCAUGAAUGCCCUAGAAAAAGACUUCAGUCUCCCCUUCGGUGUUCCAGGUGGUAUGGCGACGUAUCGGAAAUCCUUGGCCUUAGGAUUCUUUUAUCGUUUCUAUCAGGAUGUUCUUACCAACAUUGAGGAGGUCAGCAAAGAAGCCGACAAAGAAGUUGUCGAAGAGAUUGAAAGACAAAUCUCCAUGGGUCAAAAGGACCACGAUGCAUCUAUUGCCUAUUCACAGAAGGUUCUCGGAAAAGCUAAUCCUCAUCUUGCUGCCCUGAAGCAAUGUACCGGCGAAGCCCAGUAUACGGACGACAUCCCAACACAGAAGAAUGAGCUUAUUGGCUGCCUUGUGUUGUCAACCAAAGCACAUGCCAAGUUGAUCAGCGUUGAUGCCAGCCCAGCUUUAGAUCUUCCCGGUGUCGUUGCUUGGAUUGAUAAGAAUGAUGUUGUCAAUCCCACGGCCAACUGGUGGGGUGCCCCGGUUUGUGAUGAGGUCUUUUUUGCCGAGGACGAGGUUUUCACCGCCGGUCAACCGAUUGGUAUGAUCCUAGCAAACACGGCCCAGCAAGCUGCCGCAGGAGCUCGCGCAGUUCUGGUCCAAUAUGAGGAGUUGCCAGCCAUCUAUACUAUUGAGGAAGCGAUUGAAAAGCAGAGCUUCUUCGAACACUACCGGUAUAUCCGUAAAGGCGACGUUGAGCAGGCUUUCAAAGAUUGUGAUUACGUCUUUGAAGGAACGGCCAGGAUGGGCGGCCAGGAGCAUUUCUACCUAGAAACACAGGCUUCCCUCGCCAUCCCCAAGCCAGAAGAUGGUGAAAUGGAAAUCUGGAGCAGUACACAAAACCCCACCGAGACACAAGCAUAUAUUGCGAAGGCGUUAGGUGUUCAGUCCAACAAGAUCGUGUCAAAAGUCAAGCGUCUUGGUGGCGGAUUUGGUGGAAAAGAAACUCGAUCCAUCCAACUCUCGACGAUCUGCGCCGUCGCUGCACACAAAGUCAAACGGCCGGUCAGAUGUAUGCUGAACCGAGACGAAGAUAUCAUGACCUCUGGUCAAAGGCAUCCAUUCCUGGGUGUCUGGAAAGUGGGCGUGAAUAAGGACGGCCAGAUCAAGGCCCUCAAGGCCAAUAUCUUUAACAACGGAGGCUGGUCACAAGACCUUUCUGCGGCCGUCGUCGACCGGGCGCUUUCUCACGUUGACGGCUGUUACCAUAUUCCUAAUGUGGAUGUCGAUGGCCGCAUUUGCAAAACCAAUACCGUUUCCAACAGCGCUUUCCGCGGGUUUGGCGGUCCCCAAGGCAUGUUCAUUGCGGAAACCUAUAUGGAAGAGAUUGCGGAUCACCUGAAAAUCCCUGUUGAAAAACUUCGUGAAAUCAACUUCUACAAAGACGGUGAAGAAACGCACUUCAACCAGGCACUCGAAGACUGGCAUGUCCCGCUCAUGUAUCAACAAAUCAAAGAUUCAUCGGAAUACGAGGCUCGACGCAAAGCCGUUGACGAAUUCAACGCCACACACAAGUGGCAGAAGAAAGGUUUAGCUCUCAUUCCCACGAAAUUUGGCAUCUCUUUCACGGCCCUCUUCCUCAACCAGGCCGGCGCGCUCGUUCAUAUCUAUCACGACGGCUCUGUUCUCGUCGCUCAUGGUGGUACUGAAAUGGGUCAGGGUCUUCACACCAAGAUCUGCAUGAUUGUCGCUGAAGCCCUCCAAGUGCCUCUGUCAGACGUUCACAUCUCCGAAACGGCAACGAACACCGUCGCCAACUCUUCCAGUACCGCCGCGUCUGCCUCUUCAGACCUAAAUGGUUACGCAGCCUACAACGCCUGUGCACAAAUCAAUGAGCGUCUGGCUCCGUACCGCGAAAAACUCGGUCCCAACGCGACCAUGAAACAGCUCGCACACGCCGCGUACUUCGACCGCGUCAACCUCAGCGCCAACGGCUUCUACCGCACGCCCGAGAUCGGCUAUGUCUGGGGCCCUAACCCUUCGGACCCAAGCCAGGAGAACACCGGCAAGAUGUUCUUCUACUUCACGCAAGGCGUGACUGCAUCCGAAGUCCUCGUCGACACAUUAACCGGCGACUGGACAUGUCUGCGCUCCGACAUCAAAAUGGACGUGGGCCGCAGCAUCAACCCGGCCAUCGACUACGGCCAGAUCGAAGGCGCCUACGUCCAAGGUCAAGGCCUCUUCACCACCGAAGAGUCCCUCUGGCACCGGGCGUCCGGACAGAUCUUCACCCGGGGGCCCGGCGCAUAUAAGAUCCCUGGUUUCCGCGACAUCCCUCAAGUCAUGAAUGUCUCGCUGCUCAAGGAUGUCGAGUGGAAGAACCUGCGCACAAUCCAACGCAGUCGUGGCGUCGGCGAGCCUCCUCUGUUCAUGGGCAGCGCCGUUUUCUUCGCCAUCCGCGACGCUCUAAAAGCCGCUCGUACCCAGUACGGCGAGGAGAGUGUCUUGAGUCUACGUAGCCCUGCGACGCCGGAGAGAAUUAGGAUCUCUUGCGCAGAUCCGAUUCUCAAGCGCUGCGUCGUGGAGCCGAGGGAGGGUGAGAAGAGUUUCUUCAUCUCUAUUUAA
Rhinocladiella mackenziei CBS 650.93 is the source of this 4080-nucleotide messenger RNA. RefSeq names its product xanthine dehydrogenase. Lineage: Eukaryota; Fungi; Ascomycota; Eurotiomycetes; Chaetothyriales; Herpotrichiellaceae. The coding region runs from base 1 to 4080 and encodes 1359 amino acids. Gene Ontology annotation, molecular function: molybdopterin cofactor binding; FAD binding; oxidoreductase activity. The record is from RefSeq and is a predicted model, not a curated record. The transcript has a single exon.